This is a messenger RNA of Penicillium daleae, 210 nucleotides long. Its product is annotated as phospholipase C. Lineage: Eukaryota; Fungi; Ascomycota; Eurotiomycetes; Eurotiales; Aspergillaceae. Bases 1 to 210 code for a protein of 69 amino acids. The record is from RefSeq and is a predicted model, not a curated record. The transcript is spliced from 2 exons.
AUGCUAUUCGCCAACAGGGGUACAUUUAGAAAUCACUCCUUUAACAACAUUGCCGGUUACGUGGACGAUCACCCCGACUUCAAUAACCUGCGCAAAGUUGACUACGAAAACAAAUACACCAACCCCAAUUGGGCCUGUGGGGAGAGCCUAUGGAAAGCUGCGCUGCCUCAUUCGAAUCGGAGUGGGGCAUCGCGGCGGUUGUAUUUUUAA